Messenger RNA from Hippocampus comes (tiger tail seahorse), 2282 nucleotides. It is a transcript of the gene adprhl1, whose product is annotated as ADP-ribosylhydrolase like 1. Gene Ontology annotation, molecular function: magnesium ion binding; ADP-ribosylarginine-[protein] hydrolase activity. Gene Ontology annotation, biological process: protein de-ADP-ribosylation. The transcript has 7 exons. The coding region runs from base 510 to 1586 and encodes 358 amino acids. Lineage: Eukaryota; Metazoa; Chordata; Actinopteri; Syngnathiformes; Syngnathidae. The record is from RefSeq and is a predicted model, not a curated record.
UCCUCCUGUUGGGGUGGGUGGAAUUGCAACAAGGUCCAGCACCAGCUGACGAGCCGCCCAUUAGCAUCUCUUACAGUGCUUCCAUGCCCCAUCACGAGCCCAAACCCAGCCACUUGUCUUUUAAACUACGGAGCCAAGGGGGGAUUGCCUUUUUAGGAGACACCCGAUUCCGGUGGACAUACCACGGCUGGCAUAAAGAAGCUGUGGAUGAUAAAACCAAACUCCAAUGCGAGGGGCCAUCCUUGAAUCAUAAGGUGCAUUUUACGACUGAUUUGGACGUGGUACGGACAACUGGUGAAAGCGAGAGGACAGCUGCAAUCAUGGCAACCUGGUGAAGAAACAAUGACGAAAACGCUGUUGGCACAGCAGAAAGUUUUGAAGGAAAUUUUGCAGCGAUACCGGACCACUUAGUUUUUUUUUUUUUUUAAGUGAGGUGGGAGAGAAAAGCUACAAUUGAAAAACCUCGACAUUCAUUGGAAGUUGUGACCUGAACAGCAAAUCGCAGAAGAAUGGACAAAUUCAAGGCAGGUAUGGUUCUAGGUGGUGCCGGCGAUGCCUUGGGCUUCAGAAAAGGCCAGUGGGAAAGUUGCCCAUCAGGUAGAAAGAUCCAAGAAGAACUGGUGUCCCUUGGCGGUCUGGGAGCACUCAAACUGGACCCUGAUAACUGGCCACUGAGUGAUGCAAUGCUAAUGCACAUGACCACAGCAGAGGCACUUAUCACAGAUUACUGGUGUCUGGAUGACCUUUACCGUGAGCUGGUGCGUCUCUACGUUGAAGCCACGGUGUCUCUGCAAGGAAAAAACCCUGAUCCGGCGACAGUGGAAGCCUGCAUUCACCUCAAACCUGACAAUUUUCUCCUCGCUUGGCAUACACCCUUCAAUGAAAAAGGGUCAGGAUUUGGGGGCGCUGCUAAGGCCAUGUGCGUGGGUAUGAGAUACUGGCAACCUGAGAGACUAGACAGCCUCGUAGAGGUCAGCAUUGAAAUUGGCAGGAUGACCCACAAUCACCCCACAGGGUUCCUGGGUUCCCUGACAACCGCACUAUUUGCAUCCUAUGCAAUCCAGGGAAAACCUCUUGGGACUUGGGGCCGUGAGCUCAUGAAAGUCAUUCCUCGCGCUGAGGAGUACUGUCGGAAGACCAUACGCCAUAUGGCAGAAUAUCAAGAAAACUGGUUCUACUUUGAGGCUAAGUGGCAGUUUUACUUGGAAGAGCGAGAACUGGAAAAAGAAGGUCAGAAUAAGCCGUUGUUUGACAAUCGCUAUGAUGCUGAAGAAACCGAUAAGAUGUACAAGCGAUGGAGCUCAGAAGGCCGUGCGGGCCGGAGGGGACACGAUGCCCCUAUGAUAGCCUACGACGCCCUUCUGAUUGCGGGAAAUGACUGGGCCGAACUAUGCAGAAGAGCCAUGUUCCAUGGAGGGGAAAGCGAAGCCACGGGCCUCAUCGCCGGUUGCCUCUACGGCUUAAUGUACGGCCUAAGCAAGGUUCCCUCAACCCUGUACCAGGAUUUAGACAAAAGGCAGCGUUUGGAGGAGCUGGGAGAGGCGCUUUACAAAGCGGCAUCCGAGGAGAAGUGCAUAGACAAGUAAAAGUGCACUUCGCAAGCCCAACGGCUAUCAAAGGAACUGCACGACCCAAAGACCCCUUCGUCCCCCGCACUGUCCUCUAGUCCUGGCAGAUUCUUUCUAAUGUAACCUAUCCUCUCUUCAUCUUCACCCCCCGCCCCCCCCCAUCUUGCUAAAACCACUUAUUGCAACAAAUCACAAAAAACGCCAAACUUAGGCUACUGCGCAAACUAUGAUUCGACAUUUGUCCAAUGAACUAAUCAGCAUCUAUUCCACAUGAAGUACUCGAUCUGCUCUGAUGGAGAAUGUUUUUUUUUCACAUGUAUGGAUCGGAUGGUGUUUCAUUGCUGUGUAUAGACAUCAACUUUUGCAACCUUUAAGCAAACGUUUAGCAAGCUAAGGAUCACCCGAACCCUAAUCCCCAUUUAAAUGCUAACCUGCAUUUAAGCACAUUUUCUCGAGAUCAACGAUAUACUUCAACAAAAAGCUCGACACGUUAUAUAAGAGUCUCAAAGCUCUCAAUGAGAUUUUUUUUUGACAUGAAUCUCUCCAACUUGCAGCUUGUCAGUACAUUCAAUUCCGUCAUGAUCAUAAUUAGUCAAUAACAGCGCUGUGUAGUGCACGUACACUCAUGUUUCCAGAAUCUGUGAUUGUGAUUUGAAGAGUGACAUGUGAACAUGCAUGUGAGUUAACACAGCAAUGAUUAAAAUGUAGUUAGCU